AUGAUUUUAACUAUAAUUUUUUUACCUUUAUUUAAUAGUUUAUUAUGCGGAUUUUUUGGUAGAUUUUUUGGUAAUAAAGGAGUUAAAUUGAUUUCUUUUUUUCUUAUUAUAAUUACACUUAUUAAUUCUUGAAUUAUUUUUUAUGAAAUUAAUUUUAAUACUACUUUUUUAUAUUAUAUAUUAUUAGACUGAUUUAAUUUAGGCUUAUUAAGUAACUCAUUUAAUUUAAAAUUUGAUUUAAUUACUACAAAUAUGCUAGUUUUAGUAAUUACUGUUUCAUUUUUUGUUCAUCUAUUUUCUUAUUCUUAUAUGGAAAACGACCCUCAUUUACCAAGAUUUAUAUCUUAUUUAUCCCUAUUUACCUUUUUUAUGAUAAUAUUAAUAUCAAGUUCUAAUUUGAUUCAACUUUUUAUAGGAUGAGAAGGGGUUGGAUUAUGUUCAUACUUAUUAAUUAAUUUUUGAUAUACCAGAAUUCAGGCUAAUAAAUCAGCAAUAAAAGCAAUGAUUAUAAACAAAUUAGGAGAUAUAGGGUUAUUAAUCGGAAUAAUAUAUUUAUGAAUAUUUACUGGGUCUUUUGAAUUUAACGAUAUAUUUAUAAUCUCCAUUACUAAUAAUUUUUAUACACUUUAUAUACCAUUAUUUUUUGUAUUAAUAGGUGUAAUAGGAAAAUCUGCUCAAUUAGGAUUUCACAUGUGAUUACCUGAUGCAAUGGAAGGGCCUACUCCAGUUUCAGCAUUAAUCCAUGCAGCUACAAUGGUUACAGCUGGGGUAUUUUUAAUUAUUAGAAUGUCACCUAUAUUUGAACUUUCAUCUACUGUAUUAAUUUUAAUAAUUAUUAUAGGAAGUUUGACUUCUUUUUUUUCAGCAACUAUAGGAAUGGUUCAAAACGAUUUAAAAAAAGUAAUAGCAUAUUCUACUUGUAGUCAAUUAGGUUAUAUGAUUAUGAUCUGUGGAUUUUCUUUUUAUGACUUAAGUUUAUUUCAUCUAAUAAACCAUGGGUUUUUUAAGGCAUUAUUAUUUCUCAGCGCAGGAUCUAUAAUUCAUGUUAUAAAUGAUGAACAAGAUAUGAGAAAGUAUGGUGCUUUAAAAAACUUUUUACCUUUAAUAUUCAUUUUUAUAAUCAUAGGAUCUAUAGCAUUAUUAGGAUUACCAUUUUUAUCAGGAUUUUAUUCUAAAGAUUUAAUUGUCGAAGUAGCAUUAUUUUCAAAUUUCUUAUCUUUUUCUGUUUGAAUUAGUAUUAGUGCUGUAUUUAUUACAGCCUUUUAUUCUUUAAGAUUAAUUUAUCUCACUUUUAUUAAUAACCCACAACAAAGUAUAAAUAAUUUUAACAAUAUUCAUGAAAGCGAUUAUAAAAUUAUUAUUUCAUUAAGUUUAUUAACAUUGUUUUCUAUUUUUUCUGGAUAUAUAUUCCAAUUUAUAAUUAUAAAAGAUAAUCUUCCUAAUAUGAUUUACAAUAUUAAUAAAUUAUUACCCCUUUUUCUUAGUAUACUAGGAAUUAUUACAGCUAUAAUAAUAUUUAAUAACCUAAAUAAAACUUGAAAUGUUAUCUUUACAACUUAUUAUAAAAAUAUUUAUUUAUUCUUAAUUAAUAAUUGAUAUUUUGACAUACUAAUUAAUUAUAUUCUUUCUAAAAAAAUAAGUCCUUUAGGGUAUAAAAUUACUUAUAAAUUUAUAGACAAUCAAAUUUUAGAAAGUCUAGGACCAUUUUAUUUUAAUAAAACUAUAGGUAUAAUUUCUAAUAAAUCUAGUAAAAUUUAUUUAAACUCUAUUUAUUCUUAUAUUUUAAUUACAUGUGUUUUUUUUGUUUUUUGUAUUCUAUUAAAUAUGAAUUAA
Molecule: messenger RNA, 1833 nt
Organism: Hydra vulgaris (swiftwater hydra)
Lineage: Eukaryota; Metazoa; Cnidaria; Hydrozoa; Anthoathecata; Hydridae
Source: the annotation of a RefSeq genome assembly